AUGGCAUCCGACGACAUAGUCGGCGCCGCGAGCGCCUGCCAGUCGGGGCAGGCGGCGCUGGCCGCGGGCUUGCUAAAACGCUUCACGGCAGCCAUGGCCACGGCCGGCGGCAACCUCGUCUUCUCGCCUCUCUCGAUCCACGUCGCGCUUGCGCUCAUGUCGGCGGGCGCCGGCGGUAAGACGCUGGACCAGAUCCUCGCCGUGGCCGGCGCGCCGUCGAGGGGCGAGCUCGAGGCGUUCGUCAGGGACACUGUGGUGGAGCGCACCCUCGCGGAUCGGUCGGCGACAGGCGGGCCGUGCGUGGCGUUCGCGUGCGGCGUGUGGAGCGACAAGAGAUUCCCGCUGAAUAAGGCCUAUCGCGACACCAUCGUGCAGAUCUACAAGGGCGACGCAUGGACCGUCGACUUCCAGAAUCAUCCAGUGGAAGCAAGGAAGCAAAUUAACGCGUGGGUGGCCAGGGUAACCAGGAACCUCAUAAGCGAGGUGGUGAACCCACAAGCCCAAAGUAAAGAGACCCUCAAGGUGGUAGCAAACGCCAUCUACUUCAAGGGCGAGUGGCGCCAGCCUUUUGACAAGGAGCACACGGUGGACCACCGCAAGUUCCACCUCCUCGAUGGAAGCCCUGUCAAAGCCUUCUUCAUGAGGAGGCUGCGGUUGCACGAAGAGCAGAUCGCCUGCCAUGACGGGUUCAAGGUGCUCAAGCUGCCAUACAAGGCAGUUGACGAGAGCUCGCCGGGCUUCCACUGGAAGCAGUUGGCGAGCCUCCCCAAGUUCUCCAUGUGUGUGUUCCUCCCUGACGCCCGCGACGGCCUACCAAGCCUACUCAGCAGGAUGACGUCCCGGCCAGAGUUCCUGCACGAGCACCUACCUACUUCGUUGGUUCCGGUCGGCGAUUUCCGGCUGCCCAGGUUCAAGCUGACCUUCCAGAGCAGCAUCGUCAACGUCCUUAAGAGCCUGGGCCUGCGCCUUCCGUUCGAACCUGACACGAUGGACUUGACGGAGAAGAUGGAGGGCGCACAGCUGUACGUUGACGACGUCAUCCACAAGGCGGUCAUUGAGGUGAACGAGGCGGGGAGCGAGGCUGCAGCCUACACCGAGUCAGACGACGACAUGGGGUUCUCCCUGUUCGGUGAUGAGCCGCCGCCGCCCAAGCCGGUGGACUUUGUCGCUGACCAUCCUUUCGCUUUCUUCAUCAUCGAGGAGACGACGGGCACCAUUGUUUUCUCUGGGCAUGUGCUUGACCCUUCAAAGGAAGAGUAGAGUCUGAAUAGAAAACAGAUGAUCCAAAACUGGAGGCAUGGUUUAAGCUUUGUACAUUGUCUCUCCCAUUUUCCGCUGAUCCCCUAUUGAUAGUUCAAAAGGGAUGGCAAGCUUAUCUUAGCCUUCACGCCGUCUGAAAUUCAAGCUAAGGUAAGUGAUUAUCCUUCUUAAGAGGAAGAACAACCCAUUUCUUUCGUUUUCUUUCUUUUCGGUAAUCAUGCUACCAUUGUGCAUACCUUCAUGUACCAUGAAUAAGCUAAUCUGACUUGCUUAUCUGAA
Molecule: messenger RNA, 1539 nt
Organism: Lolium rigidum
Lineage: Eukaryota; Viridiplantae; Streptophyta; Magnoliopsida; Poales; Poaceae
Product: putative serpin-Z6A
Exons: 2
Coding region: 1-1260 (419 amino acids)
Molecular function (GO): serine-type endopeptidase inhibitor activity
Source: RefSeq, a predicted model, not a curated record